Molecule: messenger RNA, 1196 nt
Organism: Melanotaenia boesemani (Boeseman's rainbowfish)
Lineage: Eukaryota; Metazoa; Chordata; Actinopteri; Atheriniformes; Melanotaeniidae
Product: nesprin-1-like
Exons: 6
Coding region: 201-1196 (331 amino acids)
Source: RefSeq, a predicted model, not a curated record
CCGACACUGUCGCCAGUCUCAGCAACAAGGAGCCAGCAGAAGCCCAUCUUGUCGCCUUCCAGGUCAGAGCUUGCUGUGUGGUCUGCAUGUAAGAGUGUAAUAAAUGAUGAUGGUGAUGUAACGAUCAGUGAGGUCAUAGUGGAUGUAAUUUAACUGUCUCACACUUUGAUCUACAGGCUGAGGUUGAAAAGAGGGAGCAGAUGCUGGAUGUCUUGCAGGAGAGAGUGGCAGAACUGAAGGAGCGAGCCAAACUGCAGGAAACACCGAUACAAAUGCAGGUCCUGGAGUCCGAUCUGAGGAAGAAAAUGUUCCACGCACAAGAGGUGUACAAUCAGGCCAAACACACUCUGACCUACUUCAGCUUCCAGAAGCAGAGACUGGAGGACCUCAUGUCUCAGAUGACAGAGCGGCUGGAGGCAGUUGAGGGUUCCUUAUCAGACCUCACUGAAGCUACUUCCCUUGAAGACAUUUGUACAGUUAAGGACCUUCAGACUGUUGUGCAACAACAGAGGGCAGACAUGGACUCGGCUAGAGAUGCCCUCAACUCCCUGUGCAGAUCCCAUCCUUCUCAGGAGUUGUCACGCCUCUCCUCUGAUCUUACCUCCAUUGCAAAGCGAACAGAGACUGUUGCCCAAAGCUGUGCAAAGACUAGGGGCAACCUGCAAGAUGGGCUACAGCUGCAUUUCAACGCAGAGCUCGUCCAAGACUUCAAGUCCUGGCUUAUAGAGCUGAAGCUGAACCUGAAAGACUGUUUUAACCAAUCAGGAGAUGUUGCCCAGCUCGAAGCCAAGUUGCAAAGACUUAAGGUGUCAGUUGAGCAGACAUCAGAGGGUGAGAAGCGUCUUUCUCAGAUUUGUGAGGAGUCUAAAAAGCUUCAGCUUCAUCUGAGCAAAGCUGGAGCAACACAGGUCCAAGAGAAUCUCUCCUUCUGUCAGAGAGAGUGGAAAAACUACCUGGACAGCUGCUCUCAGAGCAAACAAGACUUGCAAGAGAGCAUUGACCUCCUAAAAAAUUUUAAUGACUCUGUGGAGGGUAUCAGAGACUGGCUGAAGCAGAUGGAUCACCACCUUAAGAAUGAGUCUGCUCUUGGGGCAGAGAGCCAGCAAGGAUCCCCAGACAUCACAGAAGAGCUGGAGAGAAUGGAAAACCUUAAUAAGGAUCUGUUAGCACGAAGGUUUGCUUACAUGGGUGCUUGA